Drosophila grimshawi is the source of this 318-nucleotide messenger RNA. RefSeq lists its product as uncharacterized. The coding region runs from base 1 to 318 and encodes 105 amino acids. The transcript has a single exon. Lineage: Eukaryota; Metazoa; Arthropoda; Insecta; Diptera; Drosophilidae. The record is from RefSeq and is a predicted model, not a curated record.
AUGGAAAGUCCACAAUCAUUUUUGCAGGUCGAGGCCAUCUUUAUUAUGCUGUUGGUGCUGGGGAUCACAAUUGUUGACUCUCUGAUUAAACAGUGGACGGCAUACAGAAAUACGAUGAAAUUUGAUACACCAGUUGGCAUUGUUAACAACACUAACUACAAAUCAGUGCCACGAAUGUCCUGCUGGAUCUAUACGGAAGAUAGAGAAGAUUACUGGCAUACACCCAUUCAACGUAUACGUUGCAUUAAAUAUCAGGAGUUGGAGCAACGUGUACGGAUCAUGACGGGAGUCCGACGAAGACUUGAUCAGCAGUUUUAA